AUGUCUGACACGCACGGCGUCACGCCCGGCGCCUUGAAGGAGGCGCUCUCCAAAAGCACCAGCCACAAAUGGGCCGGCAAGCCCAUACGCGUGCAGGUGACCAACUUGAAGGUCAUCAACGAGCAGAACUUGGCCGAAAGACGCUACCGCUGCGUGUUCAGCGACGGCCAGAACUCCAUCCAGGGUCUCCUCGACUCCCACUGCAACACGUACUUGGAGGCCAACGGCUUCACCAAGUUCUCGGUGAUUUCCAUCGACAAGUUCACCAUGGCCAAGACCAUGAAGCGGAUCCUCAUUGUGUCGGCGCUUACGGUGGAGGUCCCCAAGGCGGAACGCUUGGGCCAUGAGGUCACGCCGCUCGACCCCUACUUCGACCAGAAUCCGCAGGAAGACAUGGCCAUGGCCGCGUUUGGCGCCGCUGCCCAGGGCGCUGCGGCUGCUCCUCAAGCAGCCGCCGUGCCUCCGCCGGCGGCGCCGCGUGCCAAGCCCGCGGGCCCCAGCAGGCCCGUCAACCCCAUCGAGUCGUUGUCGCCGUACCAAAACAACUGGACCAUCAAGGGCCGGGUGCUGUACAAGGGCGACAUCCGCACAUGGUCCAACGCCAAGGGCGAGGGCAAGUUGUUCAACGUGAACUUCUUGGACGAGUCGGACGAGAUCCGCGCCACGGCUUUCAACGAGAUGGCGGACAAGUACUUCCACUUGUUGGAGGAGGGCAAGGUGUACUACGUGAGCAAGGCGCGCAUCCAGCAGGCCAAGCCCAAGUUCUCGCACCUCAGCCACCCCUACGAGUUGUCGCUCGACAAGGACUCGGAGAUCACCGAGUGCUUCGACACCGCGGACGUGCCCAAAAUCAACUACAACUUCGCGCGCUUGGACGCCAUCCAGAACCUCGAGAAGGACACGGUUGUCGACGUGAUCGGCGUCAUCAACACCGUCAACGACGUGUUCCAGAUCACCGCCAAGUCCACGGGCAAGCCCUUCAGCCGCAGAAACGUCAGCAUCGUUGACGACUCCAACUUCGCCAUCGACGUCGGUUUGUGGAACGCCACCGCCGUGGACUUCAGCAUUCCGGCGGGCUCCGUGGUGGCGUUCAAGGGCGUCAAGGUCCAGGACUUCGGCGGCCGCUCGUUGACCUUGACCCACUCGGGCAGCAUCAUGGCCAACCCUGACAUCCCUGAGGCCUACCAGUUGAAAGGCUGGUAUGACAACAAGGGCGUCAACGAGAACUUCAAGUCUUUGAAGGUUGAGUCCGCCGGGGCGGCCGAGCCGUUGGCCAACAGGAAGACCAUUGCCCGCGCCGAGGUCGAGGGCUUGGGCAGCAACGAGAAGCCGGAUUUCUUCACCGUCAAGGCGUCCAUCAACUACAUCAAGGCCGACAACUUCUGCUACCCUGCGUGCGCCAAUGAGAUCAACACCACGGGCAGGGGCCCCUCGCCUUGCAACCGGAAAGUCAUCCAAGAAAGCGAUGGCUCCUGGAGAUGCGAGCGCUGUAACCUAACUUACCCAGAGCCACACUACAGGUACAUCUUGAGCGCGUCUCUCGUGGACCAUACGGGCCAGAUCUGGGUCACCUUGUUUGACGACGAGGCCAACAAGUUGUUGAAAACAAGCGCGAGCGACCUCAUCAGAUUGAAGGAGGAAGAGGACAACGGGGACUUCACCAAGCUCAUCAACUCAGCCACCAUGAGGGAGUUGAACUUCAGAGUCAAGGCCAGGCAAGACAGCUACAACGGCCAAACCAAGAUACGCUACCAGGUGAGCUCAAUCUCCGAGCUCAACUACGAGAAUGAGUGUGUUGCCUUGGCGAAGGACUUGGAGGGUGUGUCGAUCAAUUGA
Metschnikowia bicuspidata var. bicuspidata NRRL YB-4993 is the source of this 1836-nucleotide messenger RNA. RefSeq names its product replication factor A subunit protein (gene RFA1). The record is from RefSeq and is a predicted model, not a curated record. The transcript has a single exon. The coding region runs from base 1 to 1836 and encodes 611 amino acids. NCBI's taxonomy places the organism in Eukaryota, Fungi, Ascomycota, Pichiomycetes, Serinales, Metschnikowiaceae. Gene Ontology annotation, cellular component: nucleus. Gene Ontology annotation, biological process: DNA replication; DNA repair; DNA recombination. Gene Ontology annotation, molecular function: DNA binding.